AUGACUUCAACUCAUCAUCUCCAAGAAUCCUCAGGAGAAAAAGGUCGAGAAUACGAUCAACACUCCAGCGAUGGAUCUACUCAAACUGUAUAUCAAAACGGCCUCCAUGAAUAUGAAUCCAAUGGAGAUGCAUUCGGUGAACCCACUGCCAAUGCGGUCAAUAUUGAUGCCGCCAAAGACGAAUAUGUGGAUUUAAAAAGAGAGCUAUCCCGUAUCAGUCGUUUAUCUACUCAUGCCAGCAAAUUAGAGGAAGGUGCCGCAGAAGCUGAUGAGUUCAAUCUCGACGAGUUUCUCCAUGACAUGAGAAAGGGUCAAAACGAGAAUGGCCACGAACUGAAAAACUUAGGCUUGAUCUGGAAAAACUUGACAGUCAAGGGUCAAGCUGCGGAUGCUCACACCAUUCCAACUGUCUUUACAUUUCUUCAAUUCUGGAAAUUCCUGGGCAUUGGUGUCAGCAAGAACAAAAAGGUCAUUUUAAAUGAUCUGACAGGCCACUGUGAACCAGGCCAGAUGCUCCUGGUACUCGGUCGUCCUGGAGCUGGAUGUACUUCCUUCCUCAAAGUAAUUGCCAACAUGCGAGGUGCCUACACUGAUGUCGACGGUAUCGUGUCUUAUGGCGGUAUUGAUGCUGAAACAUUCGCCAAGCGAUACAGAGGUCAAGUCUGUUACAACGAAGAAGAAGAUCAGCACUAUCCUACAUUGACAGCCAAGCAAACACUGCAAUUCGCCUUGCGUAUGAAGACUCCUGGAAAGCGUCUUCCUGAUGAGUCUAAGACUGACUUUGUCAACAAGGUGCUCUACAUGCUCGGCAACAUGCUUGGUUUGACCAAGCAGAUGAACACCAUGGUCGGCAAUGCUUGGGUCCGUGGUUUGUCAGGCGGUGAGCGCAAGCGUAUGUCUAUUGCUGAACAAAUGACAACAUCCAGUUCUAUCAACUGCUGGGAUUGCUCCACGCGUGGCCUCGAUGCUGCUUCUGCCCUUGAUUAUGUGCGCUCUCUUCGCAUCAUGACAGAUGUCUUUAAAAAGACCACAAUUGCUACUCUGUAUCAAGCCUCCAACAACAUCUUUACCUUGUUUGAUAAAGUGCUCUUGCUGGAUGAGGGUCGAUGUCUUUACUUUGGUCCCACUGCUGGUGCAAAGGAGUACUUUGAAUCUCUCGGUUUUGUCUGCCCCAAGAGAAAGUCCGUUCCUGACUUUUUGACAGGUCUCUGUAAUCCCAAUGAACGUGAAGUUCUCAAAGGCUGGGAGAAUGUCGCUCCCAAAUUCGCCUAUGAGUUCGAAGAGAAGUACCUUGCCUCUGAUAUCUACAAGCAAAUGAUGGCUGACUUUGUCGAAUAUGAACAGACCGUUCAAAACGAAAACCCUGCUGAUGUCUUUAAGAAGGCUGUCGAUGAAGAGCAUCAAAAGCGUGCUCCCAAGAAGGCUCCUUUCACUGCUUCUUUCUAUCAGCAAGUCAAGGCUCUCACUAUCCGUCAAUACUAUCUCAACAUUACUGAUUUGGGUGCCCUGAUCUCUCGCUAUGGUACCAUUCUUAUUCAAUCUCUUAUCACUGCUUCCUGUUUCUUCAAAAUGACUCAAGAUGGCACUGGCGCCUUUGCAAGAGGAGGUGCCCUUUUUUUCGCCGUAUUGUUCAAUUCUUUCAUCUCUCAAGCUGAACUUGUUAAUUUCUUGAUGGGUCGUCCUAUUCUGGAAAAGCACAAGCAAUACGCUCUCUACCGUCCUUCUGCCUUUUACAUUGCUCAAGUCGUCAUGGAUAUUCCCUAUGCUAUUGUGCAAGUGCUGCUGUUUGAAAUCUGUGCCUACUUUAUGAUGGGUCUCAAAUUGACUGCCGGUGCCUUCUUUAGUUUCUUUGUCAUCUUGUUCUUUAUGAACUUGUGUAUGAACGGCUUCUUUAGAUUCUUUGGUGCUUCUACAACUAGUUUCUUUUUGGCUACGCAAGUGUCUGGUGUUAUUCUUAUUGCUGUCACCAACUACACCGGUUAUACCAUCCCUUACAACAAGAUGCAUCCCUGGCUCUCGUGGAUCUACUGGAUCAAUCCUAUGACCUACUGUUACAAGGCUCUCUUGAUCAACGAAUUGAAGGGUGUCGAAUAUUCGUGCGAAGGUCCUGGCAAUGCUGUCCCUUACGGUCCUGGCUACGAUGACUGGAACUACAAGGUCUGUACCAUGGCUGGUGGCAAGCCAGGUAACAGCUACGUCCUUGGCGACGACUAUUUGAAUGACUAUCUUAGUUACAAUCCUAGUCAAAUGUGGGCUCCUGAUUUCAUUGUCGUUGUUGCUUUCUUCUUGUUGUUCACUGUCAUGACAGCAAGUGCUAUGGAAUUGGUCGGUCUCAGUAAGAGCGGUACUCUCACCAAGCUCUAUUUGCCUGGCAAGGCUCCCAAGCCUCGUACUGCUGAAGAAGAAGAAGCCCGUCUUAGAAAACAAGCUGAUUUCGGCAAAAACAUGGACAGCGUUUCCACUGGCACCACCUUUUCGUGGCAAAACAUUGACUAUACUGUUCCUGUCAAGGGUGGCAGUCUUCAAUUGCUGAACCAUGUCUCUGGUGUGGUCAGACCUGGGCAUCUCUGCGCAUUAAUGGGUUCCUCUGGUGCUGGUAAAACUACUCUGUUGGAUGUCUUGGCUCGUCGAAAGACCAUUGGUAAAGUGGAUGGCCGUGUCUACCUGAACAACGAAGCCCUGAUGACUGAUUUCGAGCGUAUUACUGGUUACUGCGAGCAAAUGGAUGUCCACCAACCUGCCGUUACUGUCCGUGAAGCUCUUCGUUUCUCUGCUUAUCUUCGUCAACCUGCAGAUGUGCCCAAGGAAGAAAAGGAUGCCUAUGUUGAAACUAUCCUUGAGUUGCUUGAAAUGGAAGACAUUGGUGAUGCUCAAAUUGGUGCUGUUGAAUUCGGCUUUGGUAUCUCUAUUGAAGAGCGCAAGCGUCUUACUAUUGGUAUGGAACUCGUGGGUAAGCCCAAGCUCCUCUUCUUGGAUGAGCCUACUUCUGGUCUGGAUGCCCAAUCCUCUUACAACAUCAUUCGUUUCAUCCGCAAGCUUGCUGAUUCUGGAUGGCCUGUGCUUUGUACUAUUCAUCAACCCUCUGCUAUUCUCUUCGAGCACUUUGAUCACUUGUUGCUUUUGGUGCGUGGUGGACGUACUGCCUAUCACGGCGAAAUUGGUCAAGAUUCUCAAAUUAUGAUUGAUUACUUUGAAUCUAAUGGUGGUCCCAAGUGUUCUCCUGAUGCCAAUCCUGCGGAAUACAUCCUCGAAUGCGUUGGCGCUGGUACUGCUGGUAAGGCCAAGGCUGAUUGGGCUACUAUCUGGGAGAAUUCUGCUGAAGCAAAGGCCUUGACUGAAGAGCUUGAAGAGAUCCACAACAGCUCAAACCCCAACCCUACUCGCAAUGCUCAAACCUACGCUACUAGCUUGGGCACCCAGUUCAAAUUGGUCUUCUCUCGCAUGUCCUUGGCUUACUGGCGUUCUCCUGAUUACAACAUUGGUCGUUUCCUCAAUGUCAUGUUGACCUCUUUGAUCACUGGUUUUACCUUUUGGAAAAUGGGAUCCUCUUCUUCUGACAUGCUGAACAAAGUCUUUGCUUUGUUUGGUACCUUCAUCAUGGCCAUGACUCUCAUUAUUCUUGCUCAACCUAAAUUCAUCACUGAGCGUCAGUAUUUCAGACGCGAAUACGCCUCGCGUUACUACAGUUGGUUGCCCUGGGCCAUCUCUGCUGUGCUCGUUGAACUUCCCUACAUCUUUUUCUAUUCUGCCUGCUUCAUGUUUGGUUUCUACUGGACUGCCGGUAUGAACCCUUCUGCUGAAUCUGGUGGCUACUUUUACAUCAUGUUCUCCAUGCUAGUGUGUUGGGCUGUUACUCUUGGCUUCGUGAUUGCCGCUGUGUCAGAGUCUCCCUUGAUGGCUGCUGUUAUUAACCCAUUGGUCAUUUCCAUCUUGAUUCUUUUCUGUGGUUUGAUGCAAGCACCAUCCGCUAUGCCCAAGUUCUGGAGCUCUUGGAUGUAUUGGCUUGAUCCUUUCCAUUACUAUAUCGAAGGUCUCGCUGUCAAUGAAUUAGGUGAUCUCAAGGUUGAUUGUAAUGAAGGUGAUCUACUUCGAUUCAGUGCUCCUCCCGGUCAAACCUGUGGAGAGUACACUACCAAUUUCUUUGCUUAUGGUGCUCCCGGUUACAUUGCUAAUCCCAAUGCAACCUCUCCUGAAUUAUGUGGCUAUUGUACCUUUAGCUCUGGACCUGAAUUCUACGAAUCUAGAUUUGACUGGAGUGCUAGCCACAAGUGGCGCAACUUUGGUAUCUUGGUUGCCUACUUUGCGUUCAAUAUUAUCCUCUUUAUUGGCCUCGUUUAUAUCUUUAGAAAGCCUAGACGUUAA
Mucor velutinosus is the source of this 4362-nucleotide messenger RNA. RefSeq lists its product as uncharacterized. Gene Ontology annotation, molecular function: ATP binding; ABC-type transporter activity; ATP hydrolysis activity. Gene Ontology annotation, cellular component: membrane. The record is from RefSeq and is a predicted model, not a curated record. Lineage: Eukaryota; Fungi; Mucoromycota; Mucoromycetes; Mucorales; Mucoraceae. Gene Ontology annotation, biological process: transmembrane transport. The transcript has 6 exons. The coding region runs from base 1 to 4362 and encodes 1453 amino acids.